CAGAGAAGGUAUUGACUAUUGAGAUAUGUAACUAACUGUAAACUCUUAGAGAAAAGAAUGUCGAAUCCUCAGCAAGCAUCGCCAUGGUUUCUCGAGCUGGUGCCUCUCGUGGUCGUCAUUCUGGUUGUUGCUCACGUUCUCGCUUUGGUUUACUGGAUUUACAGAUUAGCUACUGAAAAACGGUCGCGAAGGAUGAAGAGGCACUAAACGGAGUAGAUAGAGGAACGUCCAGCACUGAUACAGGCUGAAAUGCUACUUCACUCUGUCAUUGUGACAAACAGCUGCUGGGCUCAAAGUCGAAGACCACUUGUCUCCACUCUCUUCCAUUGUUUUUCCAUAUCGUCCAACUCUUUUGCUUCCAUUACUUCACCUGAGGCCUCACAUAUAGAUGAAGAUUUCAAUGAUUUUCUCCCAUGGCUGGAGCACAAGGCUGCGGCAAAAAUUUCUUCUGCACUUUCUAUUGGAAAAUCCUCCUAUGGAAGGGCAUUAUAUGCUGCCAAGGAUAUACAAACUGGGGAUUGCUUAUUGAAGGUUCCCUAUAGUGUGCAACUAUCCGCGGACAAUCUUCCUGUAGAAAUAACUUGUUUGUUAGGAGAUGAAGUUGGUAAUGUUGCAAAAGUUGCUUUACUCAUUCUGUAUGAGAAAAAGUUGGGACAGAAUUCUGAAUGGGCACCUUAUAUCAGUUGCCUUCCUCAGGCUGGGGAUCUACAUAGCUCAAUAUUCUGGAGCGACGACGAACUGGCGAUGAUUCAACCAAGUGCAUUGUAUGAAGAAACUCUCAGACAAAAGGCUCAAAUUGAAAAAGACUUCUGGGCUGUUAGAUUGGUUUUUGAUCGACUCCCUCAUCAUUUUCAAGAUGUUACACUUCAAGAAUUCACAUAUGCAUAUGGAUUAGUUACAUCCCGAGCAUGGGGAAGCUCAAGAGAUGUAUCCAUGAUACCUUUUGCAGAUUUUCUUAAUCAUGAUGGUGCUUCAGAGGCAUAUGUUUUGUGUAAUGAAAGCAAAAAACAUUCUGAGGUUAUAGCUGAUCGUGACUUUGCUCCAGGAGAUGAGGUCCUGAUACGAUAUGGAAAAUUUUCGAAUGCUACACUUCUGUUGGAUUUUGGCUUUACUGUUUCUUCCAACAGUUAUGAUCAAGUCCAGGUUGAGCUUAAUAUACCUCAACAUGACAGACUUUACACACAAAAGUUGGGACUUCUUGACAGACACAGCACCAGAAGUGUAAAAGAUGUGAAUGAAUUUACCUCUUCUCUGAAUUCUUUCACAAUCAAGGAAGUAAAAAGCGGCAGUAAAAAGGGGAAGGGAAUCCCACAAUCACUCCGUGCAUUUGCUCGCAUUCUGACUUGCAAUUCUCAGGAAGAACUAGAUGACCUGGCAGUAGAGGCUGCACAAAAUGAUGGCCGGCUGGCUCGGUAUCCUUUGAAGAACAAAAAGAGAGAAAUUGCAGCUCAUCAGCUUUUGCUCUCUGAGAUAUCUCAGUUAGUUGAAGAACAUAACAAAUAUAUCAAACUGCUGGUACCAGCUCCUCCCUAUCUAUGUGGAAAGAGUUUCCUAAGGAGGCAAUUAGCUCAAGAUCUCCUGACUGGCGAGCUUCGUGUCCUGAAAUCAGCUUCUGCCUGGCUGGAGAACUAUUGUUCAACCUUAUUGACGAAAUGAAAGGAGAUAACUUUUUUAUCCUCUGAGUGGAAAAAGUUUUGGAAACGGAUACAGGUAAAAGCUACCAACCUUUAUGUAGUCCACAUAUCUCUGUUAUUUUUCCAGUUUUAACAAUUUAGUCUAGGAUUGCUGUGUGAUUCGAAAUGUUUGAUUCAUGACAUCCACAAAUUAAUGCAUUUCACCUACCCAUUUCUUCUGGAAAAAAAAAUAUUUAUCAAAGCUUUGUAUGCUAUUAAUUCAUUGAUGUCAAAUCGUAUGAUUGCCUUUGGUGUGGAGUCCUUUAGUUGGUCUGGGAUUUCAUAUUG
Messenger RNA from Sesamum indicum (sesame), 1961 nucleotides. Its product is annotated as SET domain-containing protein. Gene Ontology annotation, biological process: peptidyl-lysine monomethylation. Gene Ontology annotation, molecular function: protein-lysine N-methyltransferase activity; protein binding. Lineage: Eukaryota; Viridiplantae; Streptophyta; Magnoliopsida; Lamiales; Pedaliaceae. The record is from RefSeq and is a predicted model, not a curated record.